Dermacentor andersoni is the source of this 1948-nucleotide messenger RNA. The record is from RefSeq and is a predicted model, not a curated record. NCBI's taxonomy places the organism in Eukaryota, Metazoa, Arthropoda, Arachnida, Ixodida, Ixodidae.
CACUGACUCUGGGUACGACAGAUUGCUGAUGUCAUUCGCUUACGCUUACAAUUUAUUUGCGUGUGCGUGCUAACAGCAACGCUGCCUGCACAUUUGAUCCAUUUAUUUCGGUGUUAGCAUGACGCGCACGCAGCAAGUCCCAGUUGUUUUCGCUGUCAUACGCAUAGCUCGGUGAAACUAGGACGACGCACUAUCAAGCGCGCCUCCUGUAACCUGUUUUAUUUGUUUUUUUUUUUUCUCUGAUGUUCGCGUCGUGGGGAACGAACGGUCACAUCGGGAUGUGUACAAUACAUUUGCCGAGCUGCUGAGCUCUCGCUGCAAGUGUUCGGUGCGUUGAUUCCCGCAUUUGUGGUUCCGACGGACGCGGCGCGCAGAUGGCGGAUGCACUCCGGCCGGCCGAAGCUGCGUCGUUUCUGCUCAAAUGCUCGCCGCUGGUCAUACUGGUGCUCUUCGCCGGACCCCAGACGUUGCCCAACAACUUUCCCGAAGUGCGAAGAGGUCCGUACUGGACGCUCCUCAAUGCCGCUGAAGUGGUGCUCCUGUUGGUCUCCAGUGGAUUGGCCAUCACGAAAGGCUCGUAUGCCUUGCAGAACGAUGAGCUUGUCAACUACAUCAGCUUAUCGAAGCUACGAGAAGCAACGUCAAGUUUUGCGAUGGCAAUAUCUCUUGUAAGAAUCCGAUACACAUUUUUCUCCCAUGCAAAUCAUACUCACAGGAAAUAGAACUGAAUGCAUCGUUAAGAAAAGUACGCUCUGCGCGAUAUAACUUCAACAGCAAAAAAAAGAAAAAGAAAAGAAAGAAGGAAAACAAAAAUAAAGAGAAAGAUCAACAUAAGGAAGUAUGGCUUUCUUGCACUAGAAGGUAAACGUACAUAUUACAAACGCGCUUGGUUGUCGAAAAGGAUUAUGCAACGCAAUGCCAAAGGUACACCAUAAAAAGGCGCCCGUCGCAAUUGAGCCUAUGAGAAGGCUGAAGUCGUGAUUCAGGUGUUCUUGAAUGUACUCUUACACCGCAGGUUUGUGGUGCGCCCAAGAAUUUAGCCCGUGAGCCAUCUCGCCACUGACUAUUUGACAGUGCUCUAGUACUCUCGUAUAAGCGGACAAUGUUCUUUGUCCCACAGACCUGCUUACAAAGACAGUCAUUCAGACCUGCUCACAUACUGCGAACAGUUAACUAUGUACCAUAUGUUCCACAGGCCGCUUAUGCCGAUCCUUCACGAUGAUAACAUGCAUUUAUUUAACGAUAAUACGGCGUAUGGCAGACCGUGUGGUGAAAAACUAAGAGGAUGCUCACUCCUACGUUUCGCCAGGACCAGCUAAACGAACGAGUGUACCCAAGGAGGCGGGUCUUCGUUGUAUGCACCAAUUCCACUGUCCUUGCUCUCUGUCCGCUGUCAACAACGAUGCAGGCAUUCCUGACAAUCCUGCUGUGGCGGCGUUGGCGUCAGUGCCUCCCACCGUCAGGGUUCUCAGCUGUUCUGCUGGGCCUGCUGUCCACAGCCUGCGUGCUGGACGUCUACUGCCAGUGCACGGCCGCGGUGCAGCUGAAGGAUAUAACGUUGUCGGCAACUCAGCUGGACAAGACGUCAGUCAUUGUGAGCCUUGUUGUGCUCGCCACCGUCUUGGGAAACUUUCUAGUAUCCGAGAUUCAAGACUUGGUCAUCAAAAGGCCUAAUCGAUUUGUGGCUUACCCGUUCCACAUCGGAAUGGGGGACUCGCCCAUGUGCGACUCUUGCGGAACCACAGAAACAAUUGGCCACAUCCUAUGUAUCUGUCCCCAAUACGACGUCGAGCGCGAAGUUUUCCGGACAGCACUAAUCCAGCUGGACUCUAGACAAUUUUCCGUAAUAAAGAUCCUUGGACCCUGGCCGUUCGCGUCGAUGGCACAGAAGGCCACUAAAACGCUCUUAAAGUACCUCAAGUCGACAGGUCUUGGGAACCAUGUGUAG